AUGCAGCAGCCGUGCCGUCCGGGCGCCAGCCCCCCGUCCUCCCUGUCUCCGGCGUCCUGCUCGUCUUCGUCCUGCGGCGGCGAGGACGUGGACGACCUGGCGGCGGUGGAGGGAGGCGACUUCACCCUGAGCGUCCUGGCGGGUCUCCACGCCUCGUCCGCCCCCGCCGCCGAGCCGUGGAGCUCGGCGUCCAACGCCGGCAACCUCAGCCUGUCCCUGGUGGACAAAGACCUGGACUCGCACGCCGGCGGCGGCGAAAGCCGCGGCUCCCACUUCGACUUCCCCGAUUACUGCACGCCGGAGCUGAGCGAGAUGAUCGCCGGGAACUGGCUGGAGGCCAACUUCUCAGACCUGGUGUUCACGUAUUGAUUACCCAAACCAACGGGCUAGGGGGGCAUCCGGGUCCCGGGUCCUGGGUCCUGGGAUCGGCUGCGUGCCAGAAACUGAUCUCCAUCCGUGGGAUACGUCAACAACUAACUUAGAAAACGGCAUCUUACCCGGUGUACUGGCCCUUUAAGGCCCACUUUUUCACUUGCCAAAAAGUGAUCCCCCCCCCCCCCACACACACACACACACACACACAC
Molecule: messenger RNA, 584 nt
Organism: Etheostoma cragini (Arkansas darter)
Lineage: Eukaryota; Metazoa; Chordata; Actinopteri; Perciformes; Percidae
Product: transcription factor SOX-11-like
Exons: 2
Coding region: 1-369 (122 amino acids)
Source: RefSeq, a predicted model, not a curated record